Molecule: messenger RNA, 1794 nt
Organism: Fusarium musae
Lineage: Eukaryota; Fungi; Ascomycota; Sordariomycetes; Hypocreales; Nectriaceae
Exons: 2
Coding region: 1-1794 (597 amino acids)
Biological process (GO): positive regulation of transcription elongation by RNA polymerase II; protein phosphorylation; transcription elongation by RNA polymerase II
Cellular component (GO): cyclin/CDK positive transcription elongation factor complex; nucleus
Molecular function (GO): cyclin binding; cyclin-dependent protein serine/threonine kinase activity; RNA polymerase II CTD heptapeptide repeat kinase activity
Source: RefSeq, a predicted model, not a curated record
AUGCAGCAGUACCCUCAGGGGGGGAGCUACCGCGGUGGCUACAGAGGUGGCGGUUUUCGAGGUCGUGGGAGAGGUGGCUUCAAGAAUUCUCAUUGGAACUCAGGCCUUCCUUCAAGAGGACACCACGACGAUUUAGGCAAUGAACGCUUCAGCAAUGUGGACGACCACGGAAAUACAGGCCCUGAGCCUAUGGGUGUUCAGGAAGGAGUAUUCCAAUCUCACGAUGAAUUGGGCGAAGACAGCAGCCAGAGUGUUGAAGACAGAGCAAACCCAUUGACUACCCCCAACAGACCGCCCCCAUCUGGUCCAGGAGGGUCAUCUGGUAGCAAGUUCAGUUUUGCCUUUAAACCUUCAUCAAAGCCAGUGGUCACUGCCCCAAAGCCUGAGAUAUCACAAAAGUUGAAUGCUGCACCUCGACGAGAACCUCAGCCUGAGAAUCGAGAGAGAGAUCGGGCCCGAGAUCAAGAGCGCGAACCUCCCCGAAGUGCACCGACAGAGCCAGCUUCCUCACGGUCACGCCACGAGCGUCGCCAUCCUCCCGAAGGCCCUAAAGUUGCGCCCCGUAUGCGUAAGGUGAUGAAAAUCAUGAAGCGACCAAAGCCAAGACCGACUCUACCAGCUGAUCUAGUGGACUCGGAAUCUGUCUUCUUCAGAAAACCCGGAAACGAGUCAGUCGUUGGCUCUGGUACUUAUGGCAAAGUUUUCAAGGGCCUGAAUGUUUACACAAAGGGGAUGGUCGCCCUCAAACGAAUUCGAAUGGAAGGCGAGCGUGAUGGGUUUCCCGUCACAGCUAUCCGAGAAAUCAAGCUUCUCCAGUCUCUCAGACAUGUCAAUAUCGUCAAUCUUCAGGAGGUCAUGGUCGAAAAAAAUGAUUGUUUUAUGGUGUUUGAAUACCUGUCGCAUGACCUCACGGGGCUGCUGAAUCACCCUACAUUCAAACUGGAGACGGCUCAAAAGAAAGACCUCGCCAAACAGAUGUUCGAGGGCUUGGAUUAUCUCCAUACGCGAGGGGUACUCCAUCGCGAUAUAAAGGCUGCAAAUAUACUCGUCAGUAACGAAGGAGUCCUCAAGAUUGCUGAUUUUGGCCUCGCCCGAUUCUACGCCAAGCGUCACCAGCUGGACUACACCAAUCGAGUCAUCACCAUCUGGUAUCGCUCGCCAGAGCUAUUACUUGGCGAGACUAAGUACACUGCUGCUGUUGAUGUAUGGAGUGCAGCAUGCGUCAUGGUUGAGAUUUUUGAUCGAAAUGCCAUCUUCCCAGGGGACGGGACCGAGCUAAGCCAACUGGAAAAGAUCUAUAACAUGAUGGGCACGCCGAACUUGAAAGACUGGCCCAAUCUCAUUGAUAUGGCUUGGUUUGAACUUUUGCGCCCAACUGUGAAGAGAAGGAAUGUCUUCGCAGAGAAGUACCGUGAUAAAAUGUCACCAGCCGCCUUCGACCUGCUCUCCGCCAUGUUCCAUUACGACCCCGCAAAACGGCCCAGCGCUGCACAGGUACUCCAACAUGCAUACUUUACGGAAGAAGCACCAGUAGCCCGCCAGGCUACAGAACUCGCAACACAUAAUGACUGGCAUGAAUUCGAGUCUAAAGCCCUGAGAAAGGAGAACGAUCGACGCGAGAGAGAAGCCAGAAAGCUGGCUAAAGAGACUGCCGGGCGGGACAAAGAGAAAGACAAGAAGCGCUUUAACGAAGGGACCGACCAGCGCGACACAAAGCGGUUGCAGGUUGAUAAGAAUGGUGGAAACAAGCCCAUGCCGGCAGUCGCACCACCGAACUCGACCGCUGAGCCGUAA